Chironomus riparius is the source of this 9278-nucleotide messenger RNA. Lineage: Eukaryota; Metazoa; Arthropoda; Insecta; Diptera; Chironomidae. The record is from the annotation of a GenBank genome assembly.
UUUCAUAAGAAAAAUUUAUACACAGAUUAGUAAUCCACUUAUUAGAAUUCAUGAAUGAUUAGAAAACUCCAAAAGUGUCAUUAAUUACCAAAUCAUUCUCAAUAUUGAUUCAUCAACGACUUUGUAUUUCAUUAGGAAUUGAGAAUUUCACCACAAAACGUGCUUGAGUUUAGUUUUUAAAUUAUUGAAAUAAGAAGCACAUGUGAAUGAAUAUUAAUUGGAAUCAUCAAAAAAAGAAAAUUUCAUUGCCUCAUUUGAUGAGCGACAUUAUGGUAAAGUUGCUAUUCCUCUCAUUUUUUCUUCAGUGCUCAGAGCUCUUUCUUCAUUUUUUAAUGCACACCAGUUCAAUAUGAAACACGGCGAGGAAACAAAUUCAGUUUUUGUUCAGCGCUUGAUCGGUUAAGACAGAAAAAAAGAAGGCAAAAUCUAAGGAAUCAAAAAGAGAGUGAAAUUCAGACUCAUCAAUAACUAUUUUUUUAAAAUAAAAUAAAAAAAUUGUGAGUGUGUGCAGAAGUUUAAAAUAUUAAAGGAAUUAAGAAACAAAAGUUCAAAUUAAUAAGACGAAUAUUUCAAUUCAUGAGCAAAGUGCAUUAAUGUAAACAACAAUGCAACUCAUAUCCAACAGCCUUGGAAUUUUCGUGCUUUUCAUAAGCUCGUUUAUCGAUGUUUCCAUUUCUGAGCCGAGAGUUGUCUGUUAUUACACAAAUUGGUCUGUUUAUAGGCCGGGUACUGCCAAAUUCAAUCCUCAAAACAUAAAUCCAUACUUAUGUACUCAUUUGAUAUAUUCCUUUGGUGGAUUUACCAAAGAUAACCAAUUGAAGCCUUUUGAUAAAUAUCAAGACAUUGAGCAAGGUGGUUAUGCAAAAUUUACAGGUCUCAAAACAUAUAACAAGGAACUAAAAACAAUGCUUGCUAUCGGAGGGUGGAAUGAAGGAAGCACUAGAUUUUCUCCGCUCGUAGCCAGUACUGAUCGUCGUUCACAGUUAGUAAAGAAUACUAUCAAGUUUCUUCGUCAAAACAAGUUUGAUGGAUUGGAUUUGGAUUGGGAAUAUCCUGCUUUCAGAGAUGGCGGUAAAGCAAAAGAUCGUGAAAAUUAUGCAAAACUUGUUCAAGAAUUGCGUGAAGAAUUUGAUAGAGAACAUCAAAAAACAGGAAGACCUAGGCUUUUGCUUACAAUGGCAGUUCCUGCUGGAUUUGAAUAUAUUGAUAAGGGAUAUGACGUUCCAAAAUUAAACAAGUAUUUGGAUUGGUUUAAUUUAUUAUCUUACGAUUAUCACUCAGCAUAUGAACCCUCUGUUAACCAUCAUGCACCAUUAUAUCCAAUCGAAGAAGAAAAUGAAUACAGCUUCGAUACCGAUCUAAACAUUAAUGCUACAAUUCAUUACUAUCUUAAAAAUGGAGCCGAUCGUGACAAACUUGUUCUUGGAAUCCCAACUUAUGGACGAUCUUAUACAUUAUUCAACCCUGAAUCAAAUGAAAUUGGUUCUCCCGCUGAUGGACCAGGUGAACAAGGUGAUGCUACACGAGAAAAAGGCUAUCUAGCAUAUUAUGAGAUUUGUCAAAGUAUUAAUGAAGAAGAUUCGGAAUGGACAGUAGUUCAACCUAAUCCUGACGCAUUAGGUCCCUAUGCAUACAAUGAGAAUCAAUGGGUUGGUUAUGAUGAUGAAGCUAUUGUAAGAAAAAAGUCUGAAUUUGUUGUUGAGCUUAAACUUGGUGGAAUUAUGUUUUGGUCAAUUGAUAACGAUGAUUUCCGAGGGUUGUGUAAUGGAAAGCCUUAUCCACUCAUUGAAGCUGCAAAAGAAGCAUAUUUAGAUGGACUAGAAAAUGGAGUACAUAAGAAAUCGCAAUUUGACUCAAGUAAAAGAAAACAACAAACCACCACUCGAAAACCUGAUACGAAGAAAAACUCAUUUGCUAAAAGUACAACACCUCCACCUCCAACUACUCCGAGCUCUGGAAGUGAUUUUAAAUGUGAAGAUGAAGGUUUCUACUCUCACCCUUCAGAUUGUACAAAAUACUUUUGGUGUUUGGAAGCUCCAGGUCUUGGAAUUGUUGCUCACCAUUUUUCAUGCCCCUCCGGCUUAGUUUUCAAUAAAGGAGCUGAUUCUUGCGAUUAUGCUCGCAAUGUGCAUUGUGAGAAAAAAACGCCAAAAACAACUACAACAUCUUCAACAACCAAGCCAACAACAACGUCAACAACGGAGAAAAUUUCAUAUAAUAGAUUAAGUACAGUUUAUAAAAAUCCAAGUAGAACUACUCCAAGAACCACAACAACAUCAGAACCACGAAUUGAAAUAGAGUCAUCUGACCUUGAACAGGAAGAUCCAAAGGUUAUUAAAGAGUUGAUAGAACUUAUUAAGAAGGCAGGUGGUAUAGAGGAAUUAGAAAAGCAAAUCAAUAAUCAAGAAGAGACUUUUAAUGGAAAAGUUGAUUCUAAAGUAACCACACCUACAUCAGCAACGACUAUUAAUAAGUCACUUGUUGAUAAGAUCAGAAAUCGUGCUUCACUUUUCAAACCUCGUCCACCAUUAUUUAAUGGAGCUUCUCAACCAGAACGUCCAACCGAACAAAAGACAUCUACAGAAAAAACAUCAAAAAAUGAUGAAAAGGAACAGUAUACUCCAAAAAAAUAUAAUGCUAUUAACAGAUUUAGUAGACCAGAGCCUCAAAGUGCAGAAAUUGAAAAAAAUCCAGAAUCAGAUGCUGUUUUAAUUGAAAAACCACAAUAUACAUCAAUUUUAAGACGAAAACCAGCUAAACCAGAUGUGAUAGUUGAAAACGAUUAUAAUAAUGAUUCGGAUAGAACUUCAGAGGAAGUCUCAAAAACAGUAUCAAAUGAGUCAGAAAUAACUAAAAAGUACACAAGCAUUAGUCGACCAAGAAGGCCACAAGAACAAUUUAUUGAAGAAUCAGACAAUGAUGAUGAAGAAGAUGACGACGACGAAGCAAAUGUUGAAACAACUGUAAGAACCACAGCUUCUACUUUCAGAUCAACAAAUAAAUAUGUAAAUUUAAGUAGAAGAAGAUCGACAACACCAGCUCUGGAAGAAAAAACUGACUUAUCGGUAGAAACAACAACUUCAACACUUGGAUUGAGGACAUCACAGCCAUUACGAAGGAGAACUACUACAGUAGAAUCGAAGCCAACAGAAAAAACGGUAUUAAAAAUUGAUACUAACAGUGAAAUUCAAAUACCAAGAAAUACCCUUGAUAUCACAUUAUUCAAAAACACUGCCACAGAUAUUGAGAGGGAUACAUUAAUUGCUAAUAAACACUUACAUGAAGAUGAUGAUAUUAAUCAUAUAGCUCUCCCUACUGAAUCAAUAACAGAAAACAUAUCACCUCCAGACAGCGUUACCACUACACAAUUAUUUAAUACUUUUUCCCCACAAUUUAAUGCAAAUGAAGAUAAGGUAAACGAUAUACUUAAUGAUGUUGUUGUUGAUGGUACUACAGAAAUUUCUGAUUUAGAUUUUACUACAAUUAGCAAUGAAAAUAUUGUUGAUAAUAAUGAUAAUGGCUUAUCUGAGCAAAAUAAUGACCGUUUUAUUAACAGAAAUGAUAAUACAGUUCCAAGACCUUUUACACGUUCAAAAUUAUUCCAAAAAACUACUCCUCCUCCUAUAUUCUCUAGAAAUUCAAUUUCUCGUUCUAAUAACAAUAAUCUAAGUGAUAAUAUCAAUGAUGAACAAACAACAAAAAUUGUUCGCCGUCGACCAACAGUAGCUCGUACGUCUACAAGUACACAAGCUAAUGACGAGGAUGUCAUAUCAAAACCUCGCCCAACAUAUUCUUAUAGACCAGGAUAUCGAGGUACUGCUCGUUUUAGGGUUUCCACUACUCGUUCUGGAGAGUAUGUUCAAGAUGCAUUGGAAAGUAAAGUUCAACUUGUAGAUGAUAACCGAUUAAGGUCCCUUAAUAUUGAUAGAGUAAAUAAGAGACCUCCAAUAUCUCCAACGACAACAACUGAACGAAUUGUAGACGAAGAAAGAACUACACGUCGUCGACCUGCAGUAACCAGAAGCCGUAUUACAUCUACAACAUUUGCAGAAGAAAAUGAGGAAACUUCAACUGAGUCAAGAAUAGUUGAAGCUAAAAAUCGAUUUAGUUUAGAUUCCAACGAUCGACCUGAUCGAAUUAGAUUUGAGCUGUCUGCAGGAGGAAAAAUUAAUUUUCCAGAAAUUGCUCACAAAAAGGCACAAAUAAUUGAAAGUAAUUCAAAAGUAAAAGUUAUAACAGGUCCAUUGAAUAAAUCGCCAAUUGAAUUUUCAGGUCGAGAUCUGAAAAAAGGACACGUAGAAGAAAUUCCAAUUCAAACAUCUCCAGAGACUGUUACAAUUCAGAAUUUUUCAGACAAAUUAGAUCUCAAUGAAAUACCUUUGAAUAAAUCUGAUAUUGAAAGUUUUGUAUCAGACUCAGAUUUAAGGACGGAAAGUUCAAUUGUUGAAGAAACAACUUUCUACAAAAAGAGACAGCGUCCAAUUAAAAUUGGAGUUAAAAAACCAACUGUAGGAGAUUCAAGCACUGCUAAAAUUAUUGAAGAAACAGAGUCAACAACUAGAAAACCGUAUUUUAAUGGUAACAGAUUGUCGUUAAAAAUCAGAAGUAGACCAACAUUAUCGGAAACAUCAACAGAAGAAAUUGCAGAAUCAGGAUUCCAAAGAAAAUCUCAAUAUUCUGUAAAUCUGCAAAGAAACCGAUUCUUAACUAGAACUACCCAACGAAAAGAAAUUGAUUCUAGCACAGCUAGAUAUUUAACAAAGAUAAAAGUAAGUGAUCUACCAUUAAGAAAUAAUUUAAAUAUAGAGGAUAGUGAAAAUUCGGAAACACAAGAUGCACCCGAGGAAAGCACUUUAAGAUCAUUUAUAGAAUCACAACUGGAAGAUACCACAAUUGAUUUAGAUGUUUUAGAUAUGAUGACUGAAAAAUCGCUGAAGAAUGAAUAUGAAAAUGAUAUAUCAACUUUACAAAACGUAGAUUAUGACGUAACAGAAAAUUCUGCACCAGAAACAACAUUGCGCACAGUACCAGUAAGAAAAUUAACCAUUCGCAAACGACCUGCAAAAAAGAUUGAUUUUUUGGCUCAUCGACAAACGAUAACAGAAUCAGCUAAGGAUCUUCGAACCACUCCAGAAAUUGAAAACACUUCAAGUUUAAGUAUAACAACUGAAAAUAAUAAGUAUGAAACAGAAAUCGAGACUUUAAGUGAAAGGGAGACUACAAGCGAAAAGGAAUCUUUUGAAACGACUUCUAAUAAGCCAACACGUAGACUUCUACUUACUAGAAAGCGUAUAAAUGAAAAUCGCAUUUCAACUCAAGAAACAAACGAACAAGAACAGCAAGAGCAAAGUAAAAUUUUUGAAAAACAAAGCACGACACCUAAAACAACUAGAAAACGUAUUUUAACAAUUAAAACAAAAACUGGUGUAAUUCAAUCUCCUGUUGACAUUGGAAUCUUUGAAACAACGCAACCUACAACGGAAACUCUAAUAGAAGAAAAACAAAAAAUUGAUGAUGUGGAUGUCAUUCAUAAAAGAAUAAAAGUAUAUCGUUCACGAACAACUACAGAAACUGUAACAAAAGAAAGUAGUUCACCCAAACCGAUUGUCACUCGAACGAGAGUAUUUAAACGACCAGUUACUAAACAAACGGAAACACCAGAAAUAAUUAUUGGCGUAGAUGAUGAAAUAUCUUCAGUUAAUAAACCCCGUUAUUCACAAGGAAGGAAAGUCAUCAAAGUCACACGAAGACCAAUAAAAGAAGGAUCUACAACAGAAGAAGAGAAAGAAGAAAAUCAACAAGAGGAAAAAUUGAUUGAAAGUUCAACAAUUGCAAAUCAAAAAGCGUUGAUCCGAAAAGUUUUGAGAACAAAGACGCCGAGAGUAAUUGUUGAUAAGCCCAUUGAGGAUGAUCAAGUAGUAAUUAAAACGGAUGAAGAAAUUCAACAAAUUGAUCAACAUGAAGUUAAACUUGAAGAAAGCAUUCCAAUUGAAAAUCAAUCAGUAUCACCAGAAGAACCAUCAAAUCCAAUAAUUAAAUAUCCUACUCGUCCCGCUGGAAGAGUCAAUGUAACGAUUAGAAAAAGACCAUCAUUUAAUCAAGGAUCACGAACAACUACAAUUCAUCCAGCUUCUACGAGGUUUACUAAGGACGGAGAACCUAAUGUUUCACCAACGCGUUCAAAAAUAGGAGGCAAGAAAAUAUAUAGACCAGGCUCUAGAAUUUCAGAAUCAGUAGUUGAAGAAAAUGAUCCAGAAGUUAAGCCUUCAUUUGGAAAGGGAACCAAAAAGUUUUUCACAAAAUCUUAUCGAAAAACAUCAACAACUACAACAAUAUCACCAAACAUUACACCACAUAAUAUUGACAUAGAAACUGAAACAAAUGACUAUGAUGGUGUUAAUGACACAACUGAUAUUCCCGAAAUUAACAAUAAUAAUGAUAUUUUACAGAAUGGCAAACCACGUUUCACCUUAAGUCGAUUUACCACAUCAACUACUUCCAAACCUACUACACUACAUCAUGUUUUUGCAAUUGAUAUCGAGGAGGAUGACAUGACAAAAUUAAAAAACGCGAAUCUUCCUGAAAAUCAAGCGGAUGAAGUCAUUAAAAAGUUACAAAAAUUGAUUGAAAUUAACAGAAUAGUAGAAGUUUAUUCGAAGGAAGAAAAAUUAAAACUUUUGAAAAAUAAAAAACUUAAAAGCAUAAAAGCUGGAGAAUUAACGUUAGAACGUCCACCAGCUUUGGAUAGGUUUGGUGAAAUUACUCGGCAAGUUAUUAUUAAAUUAUCAGUGAAACCAAACAACACUGCAUCCCAUAAUGUCACAACAGAAAAUCCAAAUGAUAACAGAUCACCAAAGAAUAUAAUGUUUUCGGAAACAGUUUUUGGAAGGGCAGAAACAUCAACUAUUAGUUUGGAAGGAUUAUUUGAUCGAGAGAAAAAGGAACUAGAACUGAUUAAAGAAGAGAUAUCAACAGAACCUUAUAAAAAUUUAAUCGAUAUAGCAGAACUAGAACAAGCUAUUCGUAAUGAACUUCAGCAACGAAUCAACAAAAGUAAUGAAGAAACUACAACAGAAUCUUUAGAAACAACGACAUUAGUUAAUGAUGACUGAAUACCAAAUAAUUAAAUUGUGCGAAGUAAAAAAUUCAACAAAAAAAAAAUAUAAUAUUCUAAGUAAUUUAAAAAAAAUCAAGAAAAGCCGGAUUAGUGCAUUUCUGUUGGUGCUUAUCAGUUAUGGAAAAUAAUUUUCCUCAAGGACCAAUUCAUAUUUUAAGAUUUCCCCUUUCACCACUUGCUGCUUAUUCUUAAUAUUCUUACUUUUCAUACUGAAACUUUCCUUUUGUCUUUAAGAGUAUUAUUCACAGUGAGAUUAUAAAGAUUUAAAAAUAAGAAAUCAAAAUCCUCAAUAUCCACGAAACCCAUUUUAAUUAACUUUUAUAGGCCGUUCCAUAGAGAUAUACAUAUAAUUUUUGAAAUCGACAUAGGUCAAGUUUUACUGAGAUAAUGCCAUAAAUAAGUAUUAAGUAUAAGAUUUUAUGCUGUAUAUAUAAAUGUAUAUGAAAUUAAUCAGAAAUUAGAUAAAAGUGUAAUUAAUACGAAUGUAAUUACUACACUCCGUGAACCUCUUUUGCCUUGUAAAUAAGAUUAAAUUCUUCUUUAUUCUAUUACUAACUUAACAUUUGUGUUGAUUGUUGUUUUUUAAAAAACAAAAUUAAGAUAUCAACAAGUCAUAUAUGCCAUAAAUUUUAAGAAAUUUAAAUUAAUUCAAAAUCGAGAUUAAAGUAAUUUUUAAUGACUAAUCGUCCUCUUUUUUAGCUUUUCUGCAUGUAUAAAGCUUAUCAUAAAUAAUAGAGUAUCUGCUACAAAACUUAAUUUUGAUAGGGAACAUGUAAUAACAAUAUAUUAAAUGUUAUUACAAAAAUGCUUUAUGAAUUGUAGAAAGAACACAUUUUUAUGGUAAAAGGUACAAAAUAAAGUUGUUAAUACACAUGCCUCCACUUCAAAACUAUUUUUUCGCUUCUAUUAUUAUGUUUGUUCUACAUCCUCAAAGCACUAUUUUCUCCUAUAUUAUAAUGUAUAAACGCAAAUCAUUGAUAAAAUUUUCAGAUUUUUUUUUUCUAAUAACAUUUGCUUUAUUUUGUAUGCAUGUUUUCGUUUUAUUGUUCGCACAUUAUGUUAUAAACAAAUUUUACUUGCACUGAGUAGAUAUUGCACACACUGUUUGAUUGUAAAUAUAUUAAAGGAUAUCGUGCUUUUUUAUUGUGGGAGUGUUGUUAAGUUGAAAAAAAAAGGAAAUUAAUUAAAAUAAUUAAAAAUGUAGGAAAUUCAAACAAACAAAUUCCAGUCAAGCAAAAGAAAUCAGUUGAGAUCUCCGGCGAGAAACCGCACAUCUUUAAUUUCAAAAAAAUUUACAAGAAUUUCAACAGAAGUGACAACACCAAUUUCUACAACAUUAUUAAAAACAUCAACAACUACAUUAAGGCCUCGUACUACAAGAGUGGUGAGAAAAAGAGUGUCAUCUAUCAAUAGACGAGUUUUAACAACAGCAGAGUAUGUUCCUACAACUUUAGCUCCAUUUACGACAGAAUUAACGACAACUUUAACAACAACAAAUCCAGUAAUAAUAAAAUACUCCAUUAAUGAUGAGUUUGAUGAAGAAAUUGCAAGUAUCCUACCAGCUUUAACUUCUGUUAGACCUAGAAAACCUUCUUCAAACAAUACAUUAAAUAUUGAUCAUCAGAGUGAUUCACUCGCAAUCAAUCAUAUUGAAGGAACGUCUAAUAAUGAAAAUACAUCAAACUCAUUUGACAAAAUACUUGAACAUCAGUAUAAAAUCAAAGGACUUGAUAAAGAUUAUGAAGACGAAAAAAUUGAUGAGGAUGAGAAGUUAAUUGGUGUUUUAGGAUCUCAAGUUAAAGUAAUUUUACAUUCUGUAAGUUCUGAUAUGGAAAAGACGAAAAUUGAAUGCCUCGAAUUAGGAAACUAUCCACAUCCAUUAUCAUGUGAUAUGUAUAUAUCUUGUGCUAAAGUUCGAGGAUUUCUAGAAGGAUUUAUUUUCUCAUGUGGCGAUGGAAUGUCAUUUGACCCCAUAAGUAGUGUGUGUGAUUGGAGUAUAAAAAUAGGAUGCACACGAAAUAAUGUUAAGCUUUUAACAAGCUAAAUAAAUCUUGUUAUAUUUUGUUUUUUAUAUUAUUUUAAUGAGGCUUCUAUUUCUAGAAGUUCAAUCGAAGCCAUGUAUUCAUUAAACUGAACUUUGUAAAUAAAUUAAAAAGUUGAA